Messenger RNA from Epinephelus fuscoguttatus (brown-marbled grouper), 1959 nucleotides. It is a transcript of the gene cfap410, whose product is annotated as cilia and flagella associated protein 410. Gene Ontology annotation, cellular component: U4/U6 x U5 tri-snRNP complex. The record is from RefSeq and is a predicted model, not a curated record. Gene Ontology annotation, molecular function: protein binding. The transcript is spliced from 7 exons. Lineage: Eukaryota; Metazoa; Chordata; Actinopteri; Perciformes; Serranidae. The coding region runs from base 136 to 924 and encodes 262 amino acids. Gene Ontology annotation, biological process: mRNA splicing, via spliceosome; cytoskeleton organization.
AACAUGGUGGAAACAUCCCCGCUGCUGAUUCGAAAUGUUUGUCCACUUCGUCUGUCAUAAUGCGGUCUUUGUUACCUGUGAGCAUAUAGUGCAUUAAAAAUAUUAUUUCUUGACAGUUGAAUUAGCUGAUUAGCCAUGAAGCUAACACGGAAACAGGUUCUCGCGAAGGCUAAGGCCUCCGACUUGGACAGCGUGAAGAAACUGAACUGCUGGGGAUGCAACCUGACUGAUAUUUCUAUCUUCUCUCAAAUGGCCAACAUCGAGGUGCUGACACUCAGUGUCAACAGCAUCUCGUCUCUGUCUCCUCUGUCUGGCUGUCUGUCUCUGUGUGAGCUCUACCUGAGGAGGAACAAUAUUCCCUCACUCUCUGAGCUCUCCCAUCUGCGUCCACUGACGCGUCUCAGAGUGCUCUGGUUGGCAGAGAACCCCUGUUGUGGGACCGACUCCAGCCAAUAUCGCCUCACUGUACUGCGCUGCCUGCCUCGCCUCCAGAAGCUCGACAACCAAGUUGUAACAGAAGAUGAGAUUACACUUGCUCUUGCGGAGGGUGAGGAGGUCACCACCCCCCCAGGCAGCGUCCAAAACCAGCUUUCCAUCAAUGGAGUUCCAGAUGCAGAGACAGAGAAUGACCCUCUUAACUACAACAUGGAGGAGACCAACAAAAUCAGGGAAGAGUUGGGGAUGAAGCCGCUCUCCAGAGACAAGUUCCCCUCUCUUUGUUCUCCAUCAACCAGAGAAAACAAACCAUCAAUGAAAAAGUCACACACUCUGGACGCAGUUCUGCUGCUGCUGAGGGAUUUGGAUGAAGAGGAGCUUCACAUCGUAUACACAGCGACUCAGAACAGACUCCAGAUGCACACACUGGACUCAGAGACACUAACAGAUUCACUUCAGGCACAGAAAACUGCUGACAUCCAACACUGAAACGUUUCAUAGCAUGCACUCAGGGCCAAACCUCUCCCUCCUCUUCUUAUAUUUAAAGGGUAAGUUUGGUGUUUUUCAACCUGGAACCACUCAGGGCAUGUUUGUAUCAUCAAUUUACGUCCAUUGACAGUGUUUUUUGCCACUAAGAGGCUCAGAUUGCUGUUAGUGUCUGAUAACAUUAUGGAAAGGAUCCUACAUUCAUUCAUUUUCUGAAACUGCUUAUCUUGUUAGAGGUUGUGGGGGGCUGGAGCCUAUCCCAGCUGACACUGGGCGAGAGGCAGAGUACACCCUGGACAGGUCGCCAGACUAUCACAGGGCUGACACAUAGAGACAGACAACCAUUCACACUCACAUUCACAUCUAUGGGCAAUUUAGAGUCACCAGUUAACCUGCAUGUCUUUGGACUGUGGGAGGAAGUACCCUGAGAAAACCCACGCUGACACAGGGAGAACAUGUAAACUCUACACAGAAGGGUUCCCCCACCCUGGGUUCAAAACAGAAACCCUUUUGCUGUGAGGUGACAAUGCUAACCACCACCUGGCACCACCCUGUCGCCAGGACAUACAGUAGCCUACACAACAAGUUGAGUUUUGCAGCCGCUGGCAGCUACCGUUUAGCACAGUGAAAAAGAAUUGAUCUUUAGUAAAUUGCAUAACAUUAGCUGUUAACAAAAAGCUACGUUACGUUAACAGCUACAGAAAAUUAAUUUGCCGUCACAUUACAUCACACGGAAGGUUAUCGGCCAAAAAAUUGUUCUCGUUAGUCACUGAGACACAAAAACUUUGGAUCCAGGUUGAAAAAUACCAAACUCACCCUUUAACCUCAUUCUUGGGAUUACAAACAGGAUCCUUAAACGCCCCGUUUUACCCGUUACCUUCACAUGGCAUUUUGCAUGGCACGUGUAGUCUUGCUGACCUCUCUCUUCUGUUACAGGUUUUUACAUGUGGAGGGGAGUAUUGAACAACUUCCCUUGCUUUCUGUUUUUUUUGUUAUAGCAGCAUGCCUUCCUGCCUUCACAAACAAAAGAAUGUAUGU